AGUCAUUUCAAAAAAAGCUUUCAAAUUGGCUCCCCUAUCUAAAUUCAAACUUCUUCCCAAAACCCCAGUUUUUCAAAAAAAGCUCAGUUAACUGACCGUUAGAUUCAGAUCUUCUCUUUCACAUUUCUCUGCCAUUUUACUCCCUUCCUUCAUCUUCCACUCUCUCUCUCUCCUCACUGAACAAAACCCUAAAACUCUCAUUUCUUAUCUUCUAUCACAAUUUACAGAGAUGUUCAAAAUGCCAUUCUUUUCCAAUACACCGAGCUCAAUGAAGACUCGGACCGCGUUUCACGACGCGCCUGAGUCAGCUCGGGCAACUCCGAGCAUCGCUAAAUCGAUGUCUCGCGAUAACUUGUUGCAGUCUUCAACGGUUAGAAAUUUCAAUGAGAGAGAUGAAUUUCGCGAUUCUGCUAACAAUGUGUUAGCACUUCGAAGCUUUGAUUUGUCUGAUGAUCCUUCUUUCUGGAAAGAUCAUAAUGUGCAGGUUAUCAUUAGACUCCGUCCUCUCAACAGUUCUGAGAUGUCACUGCAAGGCCAGAACAGGUGUGUUCGGCAAGAAAGUUCUCAGACCAUUACAUGGACUGGCCAUCCUGAGUCACGCUUCACCUUUGACGUUGUUGCGGAUGAAAAUGUUACACAGGAAAAGCUCUUCAAAGUGGCUGGAGUGCCUAUGGUUGAAAAUUGUGUGGCGGGGUACAACAGUUGCAUGUUUGCGUAUGGACAAACUGGGAGUGGAAAAACGCACACAAUGUUGGGAGAUAUUGAAGGUGGCACUCGACGUCAUAGUGUGAAUUGUGGAAUGACUCCUAGAGUGUUCGAGUACCUCUUUUCCAGAAUCCAAAAGGAAAAAGAGGCUCGAAGAGAAGAAAAGUUUCGGUUCACAUGUAAAUGCUCAUUUUUGGAGAUCUACAAUGAACAGAUCCUUGAUCUUUUGAACCCAGAUUCUGUCAACUUACAGAUUAGAGAAGACAUGAAAAAAGGCAUUCAUGUGGAAAACAUAACUGAGUUAGAGGUUACAAGUGCUCGAGAUGUUAUGCAACAACUUCUUCAGGGUUCAGCUAACAGAAAGGUGGCUGCCACCAACAUGAAUCGCGCAAGUAGUCGUUCUCACAGUGUGUUUACCUGUGUCAUUGAGAGUACUUGGGAAUCUCAAGGUGUAACACAUCAUCGCUUCGCUCGACUAAAUCUUGUAGAUUUAGCUGGCUCUGAAAGGCAGAAGAGUUCUGGUGCAGAAGGCGACCGCCUUAAAGAAGCCACCAACAUCAAUAAGUCGCUCUCAACUUUAGGACUUGUGAUAAUGAAUCUUGUGAGCAUAUCCAAUGGAAAAUCUCACCAUGUGCCUUAUCGAGAUUCAAAAUUAACUUUUUUGCUUCAGGACUCACUUGGAGGGAAUUCAAAAACCAUUAUAAUUGCAAAUAUUAGUCCGUCUAAUUGCUGCUCACUGGAGACUCUAAGCACCCUAAAGUUUGCUCAGCGUGCAAAGUUUUUAAAGAACAAUGCAAUUGUAAACGAAGAUGCAUCUGGUGAUGUCCUUGCCAUGAGAAUGCAAAUCCAGCACCUGAAGAAAGAAGUGUCUCAUCUGCGUAGUGUACUUAAUGGAGGAGCUGGAAGUCAGGAUUCAGAUGCCAUGGCAUGUGGUUUGCUAGGAUCGCCAGGUGCUUUUAAGUGGGAAGGGUUUAAUGGUGCAUUUAGUCCCCUGGCUUCAAAUAAAAGGCUGUCUCAGAAGAAAGAGAUUGAGGUUGCUCUUGUUGGGGCAUUUCGGAGGGAGAAGGACAAAGAAUUGGCCUUCCAGGCACUUACUGCUGAAAAUCAGGCAGCUAUGUUGCUAGCAAAACAAAGACAAGAUGAAAUACAAGGCCUGAAAAUGAGGCUCAGAUUCAGAGAAGCAGGAAUAAAGAGGUUGGAAGCUGUUGCCUCCGGGAAAAUUUCUGCAGAGACCCACUUGUUAAAGGAAAAAGAGGAAUACUUGAAAGAAAUUGAAGUCUUGCGUACUCAAGUUGAUAGGAAUCAGGAGGUGACGAGAUUUGCAAUGGAAAAUCUGCGUUUGAAAGAAGAAAUUAGAAGAUUAAAAUCUUUUUGUGAGGAAGGUGAAAGAGAGAAAAUGAACGAACAGAUAAUUACGUUGCAGAACAAGUUACUUGAAGCUCUUGAUUGGAAGCUUAUGCAUGAAUCAGAACCACCAAAAGUUCAGCAGCAAGGGAGUCCUGGUCUGCUGACAGACAGUCAUAACGAGUUGGACCAGCUCAACGUUAACAAGGAUUCUGCAUCACCUUGGCAAUCAUCAGUCAAAGAGGAGAAUGAAUUCCUUCGAGUGCAGGCCAUUCAAAACCAGGCAGAAAUGGAUUCUCUCCGCAAAAAACUCGAUUCUUACAUAAAGGAGAAGGAAAAAACGGAAAGGCACAUCAAGGACAUGGAGGCAGAGUUGGAGGAAGUUAGAUCUUCCAAAGACACACGAGAAGAAAGCCAGAAACUGCAAGUUGACAUUCCUUCAACUAUGACAAAUGAAAGUAACAACGACGACCAGCUGGAGCUCAAAGCUAUGGUUGACGUUAUUGCAGCAGCAAGUCAAAGAGAAGCUGAAGCACAUGAAAUGGCAAUCACUCUUGCUAAAGAGAAUGAUGAAUUACGAGCUAAGAUCAAGGUUUUACUUGCGGACAAUAGUAAGUUGAUAGAUUUGUAUGAAAGGGCAGCUUCUGAGACCAAUAAAGAAGAUCGUUCAGAUGCUCAACUUGAUGCCAAUGAAGAUCAAAAUACUGGAUCCGGUGCUAUUUCUCAUAUUGAAAAUGCCCACGUGAAAAGGCUGGUAGAUCUAGAGCAUCAACUUGCGGAAAUGCACGACGAAAAUGAGAAACUGAUGAGUUUGUAUGAGAAAGCAAUGCAGGAGAAAGAUGAUUUUAAAAGAAUGCUUUCAUCUGCCGUCCACAACAGUAAUGCAGAAAGAGGAGAAUCAGAGUGCCCAGAAAAGCUUGUUGAGGUUGAUGGAGGAGAGUGUUCUUCGUCUUCUGAAAUUUAUGCUGAAAUAAGCACCAACAUGGAGUUAGACCACCAAAUUUUAUCUGCUGAAACAGAGGUCUUAGAGGAAGGUGACUCUUCCCAAUGGAAUAUGCAGAGUACAUCUGGCCUGUUCCUGUCCCCUCCACUUGCUACCGAAGUUCAGAUGGAUGUGGAGUCUGAUGAAUGCCAGAAUUUUGAUGGACCCAGUUCAGCCAUCAAGAAUAGUCCUUCUGGAACAAGUAUGGUUAUCGGGGAAAAGACAUUUCUAUGUCCUGGGGAUUCUCAAGAUGAUAUAGAUGCUUGGGAGGAAGUCAGAACUAAUUCUGGGAAAUUAAUGGAGGAAGAACUUGCUCUUGUAAGAAACGAGCUGGAAAGGGCCCAAGAAAGGCUUUCAAGUUCUGCCCUGACCGUCGCUGAAUUUGGGAAUGUUGAGAAAGCAGUAUUUGAGGUGGAUGUGAUUUCAAGGGAAAUUGCUGCUUUAAAGGAUCUCAUGCAGUUUAAGCAACAGGAGAUUACAUCCCUUAAAGCUUUCUCGUUAGAGACGGAGGCUAGAAGUGCCCUUAUCUAUAAAAAGCUUGUUGCACUUAAAGUUUCUCUGUCAAGUAUCUCUUCAUCCAUUGCUUAUUUUGAACAGCGGGAAGUAAUAGCAAAGGCGAGAGUGAAUGCCUCAAAGCCAUCCUUAGACCAACAGAAGGUAAAUUUAGCGCGUCUUCAGUGUCAGAGUGAUGAAUUAAAAGCGAAAAGAAGAGAAUUUCAAGAAAAUGAAGUGGAACUAAAGAACAACCUACGGCGCUUAAAAUCCAAACUUGAAGAGGAAAACAAAAGACAAGAACCACAAAAAGUUCUCUUUGCCAUUGAUAACAUUGAUAGAAGUGAAGCUCCAGCUCUGAUCUGCAGUAAAGCAACUGAUUUGCUCAAGGUUGAGGAAGAAAAAAUCAAACUUCAUAACGAAAUCAAGCAAUCCCAGGAGACGCUUAGUGUCAUAAAGAAGCAAGUUGUGGAUCUGAACAGGAAGAGUCAAAAACUCGAGGAGGAAAUCCAAGUUAGAAACUUGGAGAUGCAAAAGACUGCAAAAUCGGUGGAAGAAAGAGAGCUUUCCCUACUAAAUGUCACUAAUGAAAAGGAAAUGCUCGUCGAAAUGCAAGAGAACGGAGAGACUGAGAUUGAUGAUAUGAUAGUUGAAUACCAGCAGAGUAUCUUUGAAAAUAAUGUCAGAGAAGAAGAGCUGAAGCUACUAGAAGAAGAUAUCCACGCGCUGUCAACAAAAUUGGAGAGAUUAGAUAGUGAACGAGCAGCUGUCGUAGAGAGAGCAACUCAACUCUUAUACGGAGAGCAAUGCCAAAAAGUUCUUCCAUCAGAAAAAAUACUACAAGAACUUGAAGAUGUUCAGAAAUCAAUUUUAGAAGCCAAUACAUCACUCUUAGCAGAAAAGUAACCAACAGUAAAGUUUUUUUGUCUGUAAGUCCCCAUAGAAUUCAUGAAGCACAGAAUACUGAAACUGUGUCGAGAGCUUAAGCUUUGCUCUAUCAUUCCUGCUGGUUGUGCAUCAUGCUAAACCUGUCAUCUCAUGUAAAUUUUCAAGUUUCAUGUUGUACUGAAGCUAAUAUUUUAAGUGGCCAACAUUCACUUGUUCAGUAAUUAACAGAUCAUUAAUGUUAAAGCUUUAACCAUUACGGGCAUAUUAAUCUU
Beta vulgaris subsp. vulgaris (sugar beet) is the source of this 4683-nucleotide messenger RNA. Its product is annotated as kinesin-like protein KIN-12E. Gene Ontology annotation, molecular function: ATP binding; microtubule binding; microtubule motor activity. The transcript has 22 exons. Gene Ontology annotation, biological process: microtubule-based movement. NCBI's taxonomy places the organism in Eukaryota, Viridiplantae, Streptophyta, Magnoliopsida, Caryophyllales, Amaranthaceae. The record is from RefSeq and is a predicted model, not a curated record. The coding region runs from base 230 to 4429 and encodes 1399 amino acids.